GGAUCAUGUUCAAAAACCUGGCAGGUCCGGCACCAUGGUUGAGAAAACGCCCGGAAUUGUUUCGUGGUUGACCCCCGGGACCAACCUAAACAGCGGAGCCGGUUCACCUACCGGUAACAUCGUCCAUCGUCCCGCAACCAAGGACCCAGCUCUUCCCCGGGGAACAACAACCCCUCCGAGAAGCCGAGAAGCACCAGCGACGUUUACGGUUUCUCUACGAGCAGCAACUUCUCUCUAAGCCUCACCGGGGAUGGCUUCACCCUCGGCAUUGCCCCCGAAUGCCGUUGAGGACAAGAGGGGGAACGUCAUUGGGACGGUCAUCUUCUGCCUGCUAUGGUCGACGGUGAUGGUGGGCAUGAGGUUGUGGGCGCGUGGGGUGGUUAUUAAACAGCUCGGCAUCGACGACUAUAUUUGCAUCGUGUCUUUGCUCGUUACCUAUGGCGCUGGUAUCGCCAUUGCUCACAUGACGACGUAUGGCUUGGGGAGGCACAUCUCUGUCAUGGAUCCGGCAAAUAUCCCGUUAUAUCUAAGGAACUUUUACGUCUCCAUCGUGAUGUACUGCGCGGCGCUGCUGUUCAUCAAGUUGACAUUCCUCUUCCAAUACUACCGCGUGCUUGCGGUCCAAAGGAUGCGUAGCGUCUACAUUGCCAGCAUCAUCAUCGUCGGCGGCUGGGCGCUGUCCCAAGUCCUGGUUGGCAUAUUCGCCUGCCACCCCAUCUCGGGCUUCUGGGACUCGUCCAUCGAAUCCAAGUGCAUCCCCAACAUCCCACAAUGGUACAUCAACGCCGCGGGAAACAUCUUCACGGACGUGGUGGUCUUUGCUCUACCGCUACCGGCGAUUUGGUCGCUCAACCUCGCAAAGGGGUCAAGGAUAGUGCUGAUCUUUAUCUUCAGCCUGGGAUUCUUUACCGUCAUCAUCUCCAUAAUCCGCAUCCGGUACCUCCAGCUCUUCGAAGACUUCCCCUGGGAAAACGUCGAAUCCUCUCUCUGGUCCAUCGGCGAGCUGACGUCCGCCCUCACCUGCGCCUGCCUGCCCACCAUGCGGCCGUUCGUGAGCCGGUACUUCCCGAGCUUCGCCUCCCAACACGGCCAUUCCUCGCACGGAUACGCCAACGCCAGUUCCGGCGCUGCUACGUGUAGACGGCGGCGGGCUGGCGGGCCCUCCGCGCUCGAAUCCGGAGGGGGCAACGUCCAAAGAGUACAGAGCCGCGGCUCCAAGGGCGUGGAUGCCUUGUCGGUGUCCAUCAACGGGAGUGAGGUGGAGCUUGGGCAGUCACGAUCAGCGGGGUUGAAGAGCUACCCGUUUAAGGGGCAUGUUGUGCAUGAGUUUGGGGUGGGUGUGGAGACGGGCAGCGCAAGUUUCAGGGAAUCGGGGGUGAAGGGGGCGGAUGAUGACUGA
This is a messenger RNA of Chaetomium fimeti, 1399 nucleotides long. RefSeq lists its product as uncharacterized. The record is from RefSeq and is a predicted model, not a curated record. Bases 251 to 1399 code for a protein of 382 amino acids. The transcript has 6 exons. NCBI's taxonomy places the organism in Eukaryota, Fungi, Ascomycota, Sordariomycetes, Sordariales, Chaetomiaceae.